Cynoglossus semilaevis (tongue sole) is the source of this 501-nucleotide messenger RNA. Its product is annotated as interferon-related developmental regulator 1-like. The annotation marks the transcript as partial. The transcript is spliced from 4 exons. Gene Ontology annotation, cellular component: nucleus. The record is from RefSeq and is a predicted model, not a curated record. Lineage: Eukaryota; Metazoa; Chordata; Actinopteri; Pleuronectiformes; Cynoglossidae.
UUUUUUCUUGUCUCAGGAGUUUGAUUUUGACCAAUUGGACGAACUCUGCGACAAACUGAACGCACUGGCCACAGACUGUAACAAGCACAGAGCCAAGACGGACAAGAAAAAGCAACGAUCUGUGUUCAGGGACGUUCUCAAGGCUGUUGAGGAGGGCGACUUCCAGUCCGAGACCAUUCGAUUUGGGACCGAGCGUAUGACCAUUGACAGCUGGGUCAGAAAGAGGAUGUAUGAUGCCUUCAGGGAGUUUGUGGGCUCUGGAAUGAACUAUCACCUGCAGGCCAAUGAAUUCAUCCGAGACGUGUUUGAACUGGGACCACCUGUUUUGGUUGAUUCGGCAACGAUGAAGGCUAUGAAAAUAUCUCGUUUUGAGAGACAUCUCCACAACUCGGCAGCAUUCAAGGCUCGUACUAAGGCCAGGAACAGGUUCAGGGACAAGAGGGUGGAUGUCGGGGAGUUUUAAUCUCUAUUUUUGUUAGAUUGUAAAAACCUAUUUAUUAG